AUGAGUGCCACGCCACCCCCAGCAGCAGCAGCAGCCCCUACGGCGAAAAAACAAAUGCCCGGAUGGAUGUCAAUCCCCGGUGGCCCACCGGAGCCGAAUGGCGCGGCGUUUCGCGCUAAAAUGAACCGCCUCGUGGAGGAGAGGCGGGCGCUCCUUGCGGAGGUGAAGACACUGCGGGCGUCGCUCGGACCGCGUGAAGGUCAGGAGGCAGUGGAGGCGGAACUCAGCGAGUUGCGGCAGCGUAUGGGUGAGAUUGAUACACAGCGUAAGGCAGAGCAGGAGAUGCGGUUUAAGAAGAAUGAAGAGAUUCAGAAGAUUCAGAAAAUACAUGAUGAACGGCUCAAUAAGCUGCAUGAACUCUCAGAUGGUCUGGGUGGGUUCAAGACUCUUAAAGAGAUUGACGAGGCAAUUGCAUAUCUUACACGUAAGAUGGAAACGAGUGGUGGUGGCUUGGCCGCUGAGAAACGCACUGUACGUCAGUUGAGUAAACUUGAGGAAGCGAAACGCUUCCUUCUGGAGAUGCAGCCACUUACAGAAGCUAUUACUGAGGCUAAACACCGUGAAGCGUUACUGCAACGUGAGUGGCAAGAAAUCAAUGAGCGUGUACGUAAUCUCAAGUCUGAGUAUAAUGAGCAACGCAUGACGAAACAACAGAAGGAACAAGAGUUACGUAAGACCGGUGUUAAUCGUCAGGAAGUGUAUAAAAAGUGUGAUGAGAUUAGCGCCAAAAUUAAGAGUCUGAGCGAUGAGAUGAACACUUUACGUGAGGAACAUAACAAAGCUGUGGAAGCUUGGAAUGCAUGGCGGGAAGAAGCACGGGCCAAAUAUGCUGCCAAAGUAGAGGCAGAACGAAAAGAGCGUCAACGACGUUAUUUGGAGUAUAAAAAUGCUGCCAAGAUGGAAGAGAAAAGAGCCCGCGCCUUGCGUCGUCAGAACCCUUAUGAGGCGGAGGCGGAUGCAUGCAGUACGUUGGUUCGAUAUCUGCGAGAUAAGAAGGCGAUGGUGCAGCGUGAAGAGGAAGAACUUGCCAGGCAAGAAGCGGCUGCAACAUUUGAUCCUACCAAGUUCCUUCCCGAAGGUGCUGUUCUACUUAAUGAUGGUAAAAAACGGACAGAUGCAAAUAAGGGUGGUGCUCUUGGUAAGAAAAACAAACAACAACAACAGCAGCAAAAACCAAAAGCAGGUACUGCGAAAAAUCGUGUACUCCAACAUAGCGAAGAUAAGAUUCGCCUGUUUCAACUCAUUAAUGAGGAGCCACCUUUGGCGUUAGCUGCCAUUGAUGCUUCUGUGGAGAGAAUUCGCGCCAAGCAAGUGGAGUAUGAAAGCCACAAAAAGACAGGUGAACUGGAGCUUUCCAGUGAUGACGACGAGGAGGAGGAAGAAGAAGAGAAUGUGGAACAAGAACAAAAAGAAGAACAAAACCAGGGUGAUGAGGAACAAGGAGAGGACAAGGAAUAA
This is a messenger RNA of Trypanosoma theileri, 1458 nucleotides long. Its product is annotated as lipoprotein, type 6. The record is from RefSeq and is a predicted model, not a curated record. Gene Ontology annotation, molecular function: mRNA binding. Bases 1 to 1458 code for a protein of 485 amino acids. Lineage: Eukaryota; Euglenozoa; Kinetoplastea; Trypanosomatida; Trypanosomatidae. Gene Ontology annotation, biological process: intracellular mRNA localization. Gene Ontology annotation, cellular component: nuclear outer membrane-endoplasmic reticulum membrane network; ribonucleoprotein complex; endoplasmic reticulum. The transcript has a single exon.